Messenger RNA from Phaethon lepturus (White-tailed tropicbird), 1683 nucleotides. It is a transcript of the gene MICAL2, whose product is annotated as microtubule associated monooxygenase, calponin and LIM domain containing 2. The record is from RefSeq and is a predicted model, not a curated record. Lineage: Eukaryota; Metazoa; Chordata; Aves; Phaethontiformes; Phaethontidae. Gene Ontology annotation, molecular function: FAD binding; protein binding. The transcript has 12 exons.
AUGGGGGAAAACGAUGAUGAAAAAUACAGUCAAGCUGGCCAGAUAUUUGAGAACUUUGUACAAGCAUCAACAUGCGAAGGUACCAUUCAGGCCUUUAAUAUUCUCACUCGCCAACUUGAAUUAGAUCCUUUGGACAAUAGAAACUUUUACACCAAACUGAAGUCAAGAGUGACCACGUGGAAGGCCAAAGCUUUGUGGAACAAGCUUGAUAAAAGAGCAAGUCACAAAGAGUACAAACGUGGAAAAUCUUGUAUGAACACUAAGUGUUUAAUUAUUGGAGGUGGCCCAUGUGGCUUGCGGACUGCCAUAGAACUUGCCUUCUUGGGAGCCAAAGUUGUCGUCGUGGAGAAGCGGGACACUUUUUCAAGAAACAAUGUGUUGCAUCUCUGGCCGUUUACAAUCCACGACCUCCGGGGACUGGGAGCAAAGAAAUUUUAUGGAAAAUUCUGUGCAGGAUCUAUUGAUCACAUCAGUAUUCGACAACUUCAACUUAUCCUCUUCAAAGUUGCACUUAUACUAGGAGUUGAAAUCCAUGUGAAUCUAGAAUUCGUGAAGGUCCUGGAACCUCCUGAAGAUCAAGAAAACCAAAAGGUAGGUUGGAGGGCUGAAUUUCUCCCGGUGGAUCACCCUUUGUCAGAGUAUGAAUUUGAUGUUAUUAUUGGUGCAGAUGGCCGCAGGAACACGUUAGAAGGUUUCAGGAGGAAGUAGUUUCGUGGAAAGCUUGCUAUAGCUAUUACUGCCAAUUUUAUAAACAGAAAUACAACUGCAGAAGCCAAGGUGGAAGAAAUCAGUGGUGUUGCUUUCAUCUUCAAUCAGAAGUUCUUCCAGGACCUUAAAGAGGAAACGGGAAUUGACCUGGAGAAUAUUGUUUACUAUAAAGAUAGCACUCAUUAUUUUGUGAUGACAGCAAAAAAGCAGAGUCUUCUGGACAAAGGAGUGAUUAUUAACGACUUUAUUGAUACCGAGUUGCUCCUCUGUGGGGAAAACGUGAACCACAGCAAUUUGCUGUCCUACGCCAGAGAAGCUGCUGACUUUGCAACCAAUUACCAGCUGCCUUCCUUGGAUUUUGCAAUUAAUCACUAUGGGCAGCCAGAUGUAGCAAUGUUUGAUUUUACUUCCAUGUAUGCAUCUGAAAACGCUGCACUAGUGAGAGAGAGGCACAGACAUCAGCUCCUGGUGGCGCUUGUUGGAGAUAGUUUGCUUGAGCCCUUCUGGCCAAUGGGUACUGGCUGGGCCAGAGCUGCUUUUGAUACUGCAUGGAUGGUGCGGAGCUGGGCUCAAGGAAAACCCCCGUUAGAAAUCCUUGCUGAGCGAGAGAGCAUUUAUCGACUUUUGCCUCAGACUACCCCUGAAAAUAUUAACAAGAACUUUGACCAGUAUACCAUUGACCCAGCAACAAGAUACCCGAACUUGAACUCAAGCUGUGUUCGACCUCACCAGGUGAGACAAUUAUAUGUUACCAAUGAGUUACAACAAUGUCCUCUUGAAAGAGUGAGCUCCAUUAGAAGAUCAGUGAAUUUCUCAAGACGUGAGUCAGAUAUUCGACCUAACAAGCUCUUGACAUGGUGUCAGAAGCAGACAGAAGGGUACCGUAACGUUAAUGUCACAGACCUGACUACCUCCUGGAAAAGUGGCCUUGCGUUGUGUGCAAUUAUCCAUCGCUUCAGACCUGACCUCAUGUAA